CGCAAUUCCAGUUUCUUUACCAACACAGAAUCCACGUCACCAUGGCUGUCCCUAUCACAACCAUCGCUGAGAGCAAAGAGCUCCGCGGGCUCAACCUCAUCGCGGCGCACUCGCACAUUCGCGGUCUGGGAGUGGAGCCAGACACGCUCGAGCCGAAAGCAUCGUCGCAGGGACUUGUCGGACAGGAGAAGGCGCGCAAGGCCGCCGCCGUGAUCCUCAGAAUGGCACAGGAAGGCAAGAUCGCAGGGCGCGCAGUCCUGAUUGCUGGGCCUCCAAGCACUGGAAAGACAGCCAUCGCAAUGGGUAUGGCACAGUCGUUGGGACCAGACGUUCCAUUCACCACGCUUGCAUCGUCUGAGAUCUUCUCGUUGGAGAUGUCCAAGACUGAGGCGCUUACACAGGCGUUCCGCAAGUCCAUUGGCGUACGGAUAACAGAAGAGAGCGAGGUCAUUGAAGGCGAAGUCGUUGAGAUCCAGAUUGACCGCAGCAUCACAGGGAGUAAUAAGCAGGGCAAGCUCACAAUCAAGACGACCGACAUGGAGACCAUCUACGAUAUGGGCACCAAGAUGAUCGAUGCCAUGACUAAGGAAAAGAUCAUGGCAGGCGACAUCAUCUCGAUCGACAAAGCAUCAGGCAAGAUAUCGAAACUCGGCCGCUCCUACACACGAUCGAGGGACUACGACGCCAUGGGCAUCGACACAAAGUUUGUCCAAUGUCCUGAAGGAGAGCUCCAGCAACGGCGCGAAGUGGUACACACGGUCAGCCUGCACGAGAUCGAUGUCAUCAACUCGAGAUCGCAAGGCUUUUUAGCCCUCUUCUCCGGUGACACAGGCGAGAUCCGGAGCGAAGUGCGCGAUCAGAUCAAUACCAAGGUGGCUGAAUGGAAAGAGGAAGGAAAGGCUGUGAUUGUGCCCGGUGUCUUAUUUAUCGAUGAGGUUCACAUGCUCGACAUCGAGUGCUUCUCCUUCAUCAACAGAGCCCUUGAGGACGAGCUCGCACCCAUCGUCAUCAUGGCAAGCAACAGGGGAAACACACAAAUCAGGGGAACCGACUACAGAUCGCCACAUGGAUUACCACUGGAUCUGUUAGAUCGCGUGGUUAUAGUCAGCACACACGCGUACAACUCGGAAGAGAUGCAGCAGAUCAUCUCAAUACGCGCACAGGAAGAGGAGGUCGACAUCUCGCCUGAUGCAUUGGCACUGCUUACCAAGAUUGGCCUGGAGACCGGGCUGAGAUACGCCAGCAACCUCAUCACUACUUCAGAUCUGGUGCGCAAGAAGAGGCAAGGGCCAGAGGUUACGAUCGAGGACGUCCAGCGCAGCUUCUCCCUGUUCUAUGACCCUACACGGAGUGUGAAGUUCGUCAACGAGUCCGAGAAGCGCCUGAUUGGCGAUGCAGGCGAUGUAUCGUUCACCGUCACCAACGGCACCGAGGCCAUGGACGUCUCAUAAGCAUAUGCAGCGUUCACUCUUCUAGGCGUAUGGGAGGUUGCAAUGGGUCGAGCGUUUGGGCAUAGAGUGUUCUCGCCCGCAAAAGUCGCGACUUGUAAUAACAGAACUAUUAUUGCUUGCGACCGAAUAGAAAGUUCAGCUCGCCGAACGUCUGCUUGAAACAGUAAGACGUUGUGCGAAGGGGAGCGUUGCUCAGUGAGACCUUGCAUGAGCCUGCAGCCCUGUGACAGGCUAACGUGAACGUCUUAUCGUCUCUUGUUGCCGGGCAUGAAGGAUAGUAUUUCUUCCGAAACGUGAGUUGUUAUGUAUCGUGCAACAACUGCACCGAGCCCCUUUAGAUAAUUUAAAGUGUAAUAAAGCC
Molecule: messenger RNA, 1812 nt
Organism: Didymella exigua CBS 183.55
Lineage: Eukaryota; Fungi; Ascomycota; Dothideomycetes; Pleosporales; Didymellaceae
Product: reptin
Exons: 4
Coding region: 42-1451 (469 amino acids)
Biological process (GO): box C/D snoRNP assembly; chromatin remodeling; regulation of transcription by RNA polymerase II
Cellular component (GO): R2TP complex; Swr1 complex; Ino80 complex
Molecular function (GO): ATP binding; ATP hydrolysis activity; DNA helicase activity
Source: RefSeq, a predicted model, not a curated record